This is a messenger RNA of Dunckerocampus dactyliophorus (ringed pipefish), 5027 nucleotides long. It is a transcript of the gene il11ra, whose product is annotated as interleukin 11 receptor, alpha. The record is from RefSeq and is a predicted model, not a curated record. Gene Ontology annotation, cellular component: membrane; external side of plasma membrane. NCBI's taxonomy places the organism in Eukaryota, Metazoa, Chordata, Actinopteri, Syngnathiformes, Syngnathidae. The transcript has 12 exons. Gene Ontology annotation, biological process: cytokine-mediated signaling pathway. The coding region runs from base 155 to 1348 and encodes 397 amino acids. Gene Ontology annotation, molecular function: protein binding; cytokine receptor activity.
UCUCCUCCCCCUGCUCCACGUCCGAGUUGCUGUGUCCCGCCGCUAGCUCACCUCUCCUCUCGCCGAAGAACAACAAAUACGACAACUUGAAAGUUCCAAACAUGGAAGGCGACAACAUAAUAAUGUCCGCUUGACUCGGGGGAGAUUUUCCAAGAUGCCAGGUCUUUUGUCCGGUCCUGGGAGUCUGACAGUCAUCUGGUUUUUAUCUUGGUCACUGUGUCUCAGUGGUGCUCAGAUUUGGACCAAUGAAGUAUCAGACGUGCAGUAUGGACGACUGGACUCCAAUGUGACACUGGCAUGUGGGAAGCCACAAAUUAACAUACCCGUGGUGUGGCAUCUCAACGACAGCUCAACGUUGCCACGGCACAAAGUAACAUCAAAUGGAUCCUUGGUCCUGUUGCACGUCAGCCAUUCAGCCCAGGGCAACUACAGCUGCUAUGACAACCAGGGGCUCCUCCUUCACGCCGUCAAACUCAGGCUGGGCCAUCCCCCUGGGCUGCUGAGUAUUUCCUGUCGACUUCCUAAUCACACUCAUGUUAGCUGCUCCUGGGUAGAAUCAGUAAAUACCUCUCUUCCAGUCGAGUACAACGCCUCCUUCAGGGGGACUGGUCAGGAGUGGCAGCCAUGCCUAGUGAACGCUGUCCACAACAACUGUUAUGUGGAUCACCCAGCAUUCUGGCUGACUAUUCACACGCUUAGAAUCACUGCCACCAACGCCUUUGGCUCAGAGACAACAUUUUCCCGCAUUCAGUUACACAAACUUUUGAAACCUGACCCUCCAGAGUCGGUGUUGGUAAAGGAGAUAGAAGGCCAUUCCAAGAGACUGAAUGUCUCAUGGAACUUUCCCUCCUCUUGGCAGCAAUAUGAUAAUUUUCCCCUCGUGUUUCACAUUAGAUACAGACCACAUGGAUCUCUAUACUGGUCAGAGGUUUACUCAAGGGAGAGUCCGGUUGUGAUUUUUGACGCCCUGGCUGGCCACCUUCAUCAGGUUCAAGUCCGAGCCAGGGACGACGUGGACUCUGACAGCCAGUGGAGUGACUGGAGUCCUCUGCUUUUUGUUCGGCCGUGGGAAGACUACACCACAUCUGAACCUCCAGAGGAUACUUUUCCGGACUAUAUUUUGCCUUCCAGCACAAAGCCAGAGACCUCUACCACAAAUGCGCACAAUCCAGGUGGUCAAGAUGACGGUAAUUUGGGUUUGGUGAUUUUGCUGGUUUUGUUUGCCGUGGUUAUCAUCGCCACCGUCCUUUCCCUCAUCUUCUUGUUGUGGGUAAGACAGAGGCAGCGUGAACAUGUGACCAAACAGGAACUCACUUCAAUGGUCAAGAUGAAGUCCAUGCCAGUUUGAUGUUGAUUUCAAACAUCGUCUCCUCCUCCAGCCUGUUGUAGGGCUCUACUAAAAAGUCGGCCAUUAUGACAGCACGCUGACUUCCCAUAUUCAAGUGCAGACAUUGCCUCUUUUCUCAUACCCCUCAUGCUAUUUGGAUGUCAUGCACGUCACACUGUCGCAUCACUCUGAGGCGGCACAGGAAGGCAGCUGAGAACAAGCAGGCAACUCGAGUCCUCCAGACGCCAUGUAUUAGUCUGAUUUGUUUGGGGUUUUUUUGGUUGCAUGGUAUAUGUUUUGUUUUAGUUUAGUUUUUUGGGUGAUGUUCCUUUUUGUGAUACCUCUUCCUGAUCAUCCAUCCACUGAAGGGGUGCAAGUGCACGACACAGGCAGGGUGAAAGAGAGGGACAAAGCCGAGGAAAGCCUGUUCACACACCACCAGCGUUAGAAGAACAGAGAUGAAGUAGGAAAACAACAUCAGUUUGUGCGACGCUGCUGCAUAGUUCACGCAGAAACAAACCCAACAAUGUUGUCAAUAAUAUUCCCGAAAUACUGUUUGGAAGUGUAGUCCAGGUGCACUUCUUGUCAUCAAUAUGGAGACAUCCUGCGCUUAAAUAGCAUUUUGGUCCUGUCGACUGAGGAUGCAUUGUAUUAGCAUCGAUACUAUUCGAUACUAGAACUCCGUUUGCUUAAAUAUGCAACCACGCCAAGAGAAUGUCAGCAAAUGUAGCUAGAAGAAUAUCAGUGAACACACACAGGCGCUCAGCCUGACGCGUUCACGGCUACACAGACAGCCGGACAACACAGAACUCGUAGCAUCGCACACAACUUCCAGGUCGAUGGAUUAUCAUUAUUGAUGAUUUCACACCAGGCGUGAAUGAACUCCCAAGUCUCUACCUGCAAGCAUCAUAUUGCAGCCACCUGAAAGUUUUGUGUAGGGUUUGCGAGGUCCGACUGUUUUGUGUGGCCGUGAAUGCGUCGGGCGGAGUGUGUGUGUGUGUGUGUGUGUGUGUGCGCGUGCGUGCGUGCAGCACGAGUGUGGACAACGACUGCAUUGCAUGUGUGGAGACAGUUAUGUUUGCUGGUGCUCUUUUGGGUAUAUCUGCUGAUAUUCUUCUAUCUACAUUUGCUGAUGUUCUUCCAGCUACGUUUGCUGAUGUUCUUCUAGCUACGUUUGCUGAUGUUCUUCUAGCUACGUUCGCUGAUGUUCUUCCCGCUACAUUUGCUGAUAUUCUUCUAUCUAAGUUUGCUGAUAUUGUUCUAGCUACGUUCGCUGAUGUUCUUCCAGCUACGUUUGCUGAUAUUCUUCUAGCUACGUUUGCUGAUAUUCUUCCAGCUACGUUUGCUGAUGCUCUUUUGGCUACGUUGACUGAUAUUCUCCAAGCUACGUUUGCUGACAACAUUAAAGCACAGACGUGGAUGGACAUGGAUCGGAAAUCCAUCCCGGCGAUUUUGGAAAUUUCCGAUAUGCCAAUUACGCUGGAAUCAGAACCCAAUACCUACUGCUAUUGGCAACAGCCAUAUUUUGCUCUUGCACCCUCCCGUUUUAAUAGUUCAGUUUUAACUUUCAUUAUUUUUUUUUAAAAACAAAUAAUGGAUAACUUGGAAUUUUUUUUUUUAAAUGUUCUCAUAUUUUCACACUCAAAUGUUGGCAGGUAUGAAACCCAAGAGGGGUGUUCCAGUGCAGUCGGUAUUAUACACUACUUUCAAUGGCAUUAUGGUAUCAGAGCGAGAUGAAAGGAUCUCAGAUGUUUGUAGAAUGCACCGAUGGCCCUUAAGAGGCUCCACCCCCUUGCUUAUUGUGGGUGUGUCUUCUGCCCACGGCGGUGCGCCGGGUUUGUGCUGUAGAACCCUAAUUGCUUUAAGGAUACCGUAGGUGAUCCUCUAAGUUUGACUGCAGCAGAACGCUGAUCAUCAAAGCUCCCCUUUAGGAAAUAAUCGAAAGCGUCUGCCUCAGAGUCAAGCUGAAAUCCGCUGAUCAUCAAAGUUUCCCCUUUAGUAACUAAUCCAAUGAAUUCGCUUCAGAGUCAAGCUGCAGGACGCUGAUCGUCAAAGUUCCCGCUUCAUUGAAUGCACCUGCUGCAGAGUCAAGCUGUAGUAAAAUGAUAAUGGCUGAAGAAGUUCAUAAGAGGUUGAAGACAUGCAGAAGGAUCACAGUUGUCAAGUCAGCCAUCAGUGACAACACAAAAAAGGAUGACGUAUUUGCAAUUUGUACCGUUUCCUGUAUUAAAUUCUCUUAGAACGCGAUGAAAGCAGCUUGCAACUCGUAGCUAACUUCGACACGGGGUUCUUUUUACGUACGGGCGCUGACCGUAAGCACCCUUUGUGCACCGUUAUUAAGGUUCUUCAGUGAGUCACCACAGCCCCAUUUCAAUCAACGUUUCCAGGAACCUUUAUUAUUUUUAACCAGGUGAAAUGAUCUGGUUUGCGUUUCCAUCGGACCGCUAACUUCCUGAAAAUUAUGUUCAGAUCAGACCCCUCGGAAGCACCUGGGAGUCUGAAAAGACCCUCGCUGAGCCGUGUUUUUUUUUCUUUUUUUAAAACCGGAUACAUGCCAAGAUUUAUUUUGAAAUUCCAGGUAAAUAAAAAAAGGGGAGCAGGUGGUCGGGUCAGUUCCAAUCGCUUGUUUUACCAGGCCUCGUUGUGACCAUGUGGUCUGACAAGAUAGUGGUUGCCAUGGUGGCCUCUCUCUAUCUCGCCUGCCUUUUGCAAACAGUGACGUCUGGGCUGGUCAGUGCUCGUGAAAAACCCCAAAAUACCUCAGUUUUUAUCUGUUGUAGUAUUUCUGUGUUCUUUAAUUCUCCUCUUCCGUUGAUGACGUGUCCGAAGCUGUGCGGUCACGGACGAUCCAUGGACGGAAGUCGCCGACUGCAUCGGGCACGAGUUUGACGACCGUAUGUUCUCUCAAGCUAUCUCGACACGUAAUGCACAGAUCCAGUUGAAGCUUUGUUUUGCCGAGUAUUUUGUAUCACACUUAUUCUUUGUACAUAGCCUUUUUUGGGAUAGCACAGGUUAACGCCCUCUUGUGUUUGAGUUUAUGGUAAUUGGGAUGCGCUUCACGGAAAAGCACGGAACCGUUCACACUGUUUGGUUACGAGGAAAAGCCGUUUUGUAAAUUCAGAUGGCGGCGUCAAAGAAUGUUCGGAUAAUCUGGACGUACACGUUCCCAACGCUGUGUGUUUGUGUUGUCCUCCCCAGUUAUAUGAAGCUCUGUUAUUUGUUGUUCAGUUUCUCAUUUGUUCCAGUGUGGAAUACAAAGUACCACCACGCACCUUUUACAACCGUGUGUUUGCCCUUAUAUAGUUAAAUACUGAUAUGAGUAUAUUUUUGUAGCUUUUACUAAGUUGUUUUAGUCAGCUGAACUCAAUUUGGUAUAUUCAGAUAACAUAAAAAAUAAGGAAUAUUUAUUUCCUUUACUUUAUAAGGAUACUUUUUUGUAACGCAAGUACAUUUUUCUCUGGGCAAAGUGCAGUAUUAGUAACUGUCCAUCAUGUCAUGUGAGCCUUUUCCUCUGCAGUAUGUGAUGCCAGACGGUGCCUGUUGGGUUUUUACACCCAGGCAUCCAUCCUCAGAUGUACAUAGUCUGUGUCCUUUUGUUUGUUUUUAGCUUCAUGUGUUUGCCAGAUAUCACCAUAAGCUGUUCUUCCCUUCCUGCCCUUGUACGUUUCUGUAACAUAAUAAAUACUAUUUUAUCACACAA